AUGGCAAACACAGAAGGUUUUCGCCUUGUGAGAUGCCCAAAGUGUCUGAACAUUCUCCCAGAACCGCCCAAUGUUACAGUCUACAAGUGCGGCGGAUGCGGCACCACCCUUCGAGCUAAAAUUCGUGCCAGCAAUGACCAACAUGUGGCUGCAAAACAAGUUCGCCAGGACUCUGACAACUAUUCGGUUGCUACCGCCGUGAGCAAUGGGGUGCCUCCUCAAAACAAAGAUCAAGGCUCCAUUGGUGCUGUCACAGAGAGUUCCUUCAAUGCUGAUGCUCCAAGCACCGAGCGUGACAGCAAUGGAACAAGGAGCAGUGAAAAUGGUGAUGAUAUGCUGGCUGGGCAGAAUGCUGUGGCAGCUGAGGAUACCGAGAAAAUGGGCAAUCACAAUUUUGAAGGCCAGGAUACCAGUUCGAGGGUGGAAGGUCCUGCUGACCAGACAAGCCUGAAUGCAAAUGGUACAUAUUUACAUUCCGGUGAAACAGAAAACCACACCGUGGAACAGCCUAUGGAGAGUUCAGAGACUUGCCGAGUAAGUGGACAUGAUGAUACUGAAUGCCCCUUGAACGCCUCUGAAAAUAAAAUGAUUUCUUCUGAGAUGAGCAAAACAGCAGUCAGUAUGCAAGAUCCUGAGCAGAAGGAAGCAGGCGGAGCCGAACAUGCAGCAAAGAAGAAGAGUUAUCUUGUGAGGGUACUGUCUCGGUCUUGUGAUCUUCGAUCAUCAAUAAACUCGAUUGAUUUCCAUUCUGCACAGACUUCUCUUCAGUCGAAAAGCUUCAGGGCUAGUGAGCCCCUUCAGUCCAAGAUCAUGAACACAGUGGAUGAACUGAAGGGCGACCUUUCUGAAUUGUUCAAUAAGCCUACAGACUGCAAGCCAAAGGCACACCGCCCUCCACGCCCUUCCAAACAAGAUGGCCACAUGACUCGUGCAGCCAUCACAUCCAGUGCACCUCUUGCAGCAUAUCAUCCUGCUGCCAAGCAUUCUGGCUAUGUGUCUCGCCUAAGCAGGUCUGGCCAGGUUGCUCCUCGUGGACUGCCAUCAGUGAGAUAUCGUCGGCACAGGGUUUAUUCAUUCCAUCACAACGUGCAAACGGAAAUGAGACCUUGCCGUCAUGAGUGCUGCCAUAGCUGCCAGCCACCCUGUUACAGAUCCUGCAAACAAGAACCUGCAACGAUGCACAGGCCACCGAUCAUGGAGAUCAGGCGUCGUCCUCCUCCCAGAAAUCACUGCCUGCCAGUCCUACGUGGCGCUCCGUUCGUCAUCUGCUCCAACUGCGUCAGUCUGGUCCAGCUGCCCACCGACUUCGCCGUCCCGAGCAGAGGAACACGCCGGCUGCAGUGCGGCUCCUGCUCCGAAGUCCUCUCCUACUCCUACAAGGACCCCGCCAGGAAGAAGCUGCAGUCACCAUUCGGGGGCGAUGAGUACAGCACCGAUGAGUACGUGAUUCACCACCAGGCUGCCGCCGGCGGCCACAACGCCGGCGGCUUCGAGCAGGCAGAUCCGGUGUCCUACUCCGAAGAGUACGGGCUUUCGUUCGGCGUCAGCCACUCGACCAGCACCGAGGACGGGCAGCCGCUGUACGUGUCAAGGAACUCGUCCUUCAACACCGUCGACGAAAGGAUGGGCAAAGACGGCAAGCUUCACCGGCUGAUGGGGUACUCGUCGGCGAGCGAGCUACUGUGGCAUUCGCCCGACCUGUUCGAGAGCUUCGACAGGCGCACGCCCACCGAAAGACAGGCGCACGUCGACAGGAAGGGUAAAGGCGUUUGCGUGGCAGAAAACGAUGCGGGCGAGCGUGACGGUGCGGAUAUCUGGGUGUAUUUCAGGAAUGUAUCUACUGCAAAACAUAUUAUGGUUUGCCUUGGUGAUGUACAGUUUGCUGACAAAAGUGUUGCUUGGGAUGGUCAGACACAACCUAGCAAGUACCUCAUUCGUCUAAUUCGAAAAUCCUGCAAGAGUAAAAAGGAUCUAAUUGUUCAGAGUGCCAAACUUCAAGCCGUUAUUAAGGAAAAGUUGCUUCAUAAUAAAUUCAUAUCAGAAAUUGGCCUGUUUCGCUAUGUGGACACAAAUUUAGAGCAAGUUCCCAAGACAUUGAGGGAGUCAUUUGAUGAACAUGUUUGUAGAAUUGGUGAAAGUAUUGAGGAUGACUUAGACUACGCCAAAGUCCUUGCAAGGAUUCUUGUUCCUGAGUUGACACCACAAUAUGAUUUUUUGAAGAUGUUCCCAUUGGACUUAGCACUAAAGAUCAAAGAAGCAGAUAAACAUGCAACUAAAUAUCGAGAUGAAAAGCUUUCCAUGCACGACAGGGAAAUCAUUAUGGGAGCUCUUAGUCACCUAUUGGCUGUUCCUAAACAAAGAAAUGAGAUUAUGAUCCGUGUCAAGCGUAUGCAAUCAGAAAUGACAUAUCAUUUUAGGACAUUUGAAGGUACACAUGAAGAACCUAUAAGGGAACCUGCCAAUUUGAAGGAUUCAACAUAUAGGAGGACACUCCUUGAGACUCCUUCUGGUUUUGCCAUUUUUUAUAUUUGUGAGGAUGUCUUUGAACGGCCUCAGGUUGUCUUAGCUCUCGGUUUCGUAAAGGUUCAUGACAAAUCUAUUGUCCGGGAUAGUUGCCAUGGUCCUGGCCAGGAUCUGAGCAGGCUUAUUCAAAAGCUGCGUCCGCAUAAAACUAAAUUGAUUGUUCAAGAUGAUGAUCUUAAAUCUGUCAUUGAGGAAAAACUUCGUGUCCUGCAUGAAUUUAUUCCCCAAGAAAAGGGCAAUUUAACUGAAGACUAUUAUCUACCAAUGAGCAAGGGAUUACAAAAUGUGUUACAAUCAGAUGGUGUCAAUGUCUCACUAGGACAGUCGCUUUCAAGUGAUCUUGAAGAAAAGGUGGCUGAGGUAGCAGCGAAGGUAAACAAAUCAGGGAAAUCUAUCAAUGAUCAUGACAAAGAAGUCGUACUUGCAGUCUGUGGCUACCUUUCAGAUGUUCGUGAAAAGAAAGAACAAUGUCUGCGGUUUCUCAAGCGUAAUGGUUCAGAAGAAGAGUUACCAAGAGUUGGGGAGGCUUAUGAUGAUGCAGUGACCUCAUGCCGAGGUGGCGGGGGCACCGGUAGACACGCCACCACGGCCGCUCUCGCUUCCGCCGUCGCCGCCGCUUCGCUUCUUGAGUUCCCGGAACACCCAGGAGCUCUCCUAGAAGAUGUGCGCGCGGCGGUCGUAGUCGGUGGGCCGGCGGCCCUCGUCGUCCCCCGUGAUGGCCGACUCCUCCAGCACCUCCAGUUCCUCAGGCGCCAGCUCGGCCUCCUUAUCCGCCUGAUCGACCGCCGGCGCCGCUCAUUGUCGGUCCACGACCAUGCACCACGGCUCUCAGUUGUCGGUGGAAGAGAGAACGCUAGUGGAUCCAACUCGAACACCACGGAGGAGAAGGAGAAGCAGCACCAAGCUUGCGGAGGAGAAGAGAUGGGGCAUUGA
This is a messenger RNA of Miscanthus lutarioriparius, 3456 nucleotides long. Lineage: Eukaryota; Viridiplantae; Streptophyta; Magnoliopsida; Poales; Poaceae. The record is from the annotation of a GenBank genome assembly.